AUGGCGACGGUGCGUACGCCGCCCCCGCGGGGCUCGGAGCCCAACAACAAGCGCAAGCGUAAGCGUCUGAAUAAGCCAAAGUCCACAUCCUCCACCUCGUCUCCAGUGGAGGCGCAGUUGGAGACGCUCGAAAAGUGGUAUCGCGCCUUAACCAUCGACAUGUCGGAGAUCCGGCGUGAGGGCGCGCGCGUGCGCAUUGAGCUGGAGAAAGUGGACGAUACGACCGAAGCCGCAGUGGAGAAGGCUGAGCGAUGCGCUGCACAGGCGAAGGCGGCGCUAUGGAGAAGAAAAUGGAGCGAUACAGACAGAGCAGCAUCAACGAGGAGUUCCUCAUGA
Phytophthora infestans T30-4 is the source of this 336-nucleotide messenger RNA. RefSeq lists its product as uncharacterized. The coding region runs from base 1 to 336 and encodes 111 amino acids. The transcript has 2 exons. The record is from RefSeq and is a predicted model, not a curated record. Lineage: Eukaryota; Oomycota; Peronosporomycetes; Peronosporales; Peronosporaceae.